GUCCGUUCAUCAUUCGUGACAGCGUGACAGCCCUAAACGCUAGCUACGGAGAGGGUAGCUCCGCUUGGCUCUGGGAAAAGUAAGGCUGAAGGUGCAUAGUGCAGCGAAAAGAGAAAAGCUCUUGUUGCUACGGUGCCCUCCGAGAGUCAACGACACACAAGGGCACACGUGAAGCCCCGGAAAAGGAGUCAUUAUGGCGCUUAGCUCGCUCCCUCGGUUCUUGAUAGUCCUGGUCUUGGCGGCUGCCGCGAUGAUGCAGGCAGCGACAACGACAACGACAUCCAGUGCCGUGGACGUGUGCACGAAUAGCGGCCUUGCUUGUGCCGAGGACACCGUGUGCUCUGCAUGCAGGGAGACCGCGAGCUCGAAUACGGACGGUUUCGAGCAGUGCAUCGCCAACUACGUCUACUCAGCAUCGAUUUGCACCAACCAAGCGGCCCAGGCGUGCUGUCAGGCCGAGGCAUCAUCCACCGACUGCCUCGCGAACGAGUUCUACGUGGCCUACUACGACUGUCGCCUCGUCAACGACGUAGUAGGGGAGGAGUGCACGGGACUGUCAUGCGCAGCCGUGGGGACCCCGGGGCCGACUCCAGUGGGCGGCGUUGUCGACCCCACCAUGUCGGCUACGGUCGUGGAUGACGACCUUACGGUAACGGAUGCCGACUGGGCGGCGCGAACGGUUCCUCUUGGCGUCAAGAACACCGCUGUCGCCGCUGUGUUUGCGACGGCCGGACUUUUGGUGGCUUUGCCUGGUGCCCUGGUCUAGUUGAGAGCGUGUGCUCACGCUUAUUAGUAAUUGCCCUUUCGCGUUGUGUGUGGGUACCCUCGUUGGUCGACUUGUCCUUUAAAAACUAAAAAUUGGUGCCUUUUGACGCUAUUUUAUGUGUAUGCCUCGUUGGUGUCAUGCUUGAGUUUUCAGCCCCGAUUCCUUUGUCUUAGCAUCUACGGUAAUUGUCUUUUGCGUUUUGUGUGGGCACCCUCGUUGUUCGACUUGUUGGGGAAAGAAAAGGAAUUUCGGUGCCUUUGACGCUUUUUGUAUGCCUCGUUGUGGUCGGUAGGGCGUCACAGCUAGGGCAACUAACUGUAGUGUACCACCAGAUUGAUUGAGAACAAUCGCUUUUUUUUGUGUACAACGAGUCUUUCGUUCCGAAAGCAUCAGCAUUGGAGCAAGAGGCUCUUGCAGUCGCUUGGGCUGGUGUUGAUUUUGUUUCGGCCGAUCAACCGCGCCACUCUGAGGUUGAUGAUUUUGACGCCCGCGGUAGGUUUGAGAAUCACUGCCGACGAGCCUUUCCCCCUACGCGUUGGCACGGCACAGACUGUACUCUCCUGGCACUUAUACGGGUUUCACACUUACCUCGCGCAUGCAUAGGAGGGAUGAACUUUGGGCAACGCUGGAGGGCCUGAGUGGCGGCUGAUAGUGCCGAGCGUUGUGGGUGUGAGCGUAUGCGCCUACCUUUAGGUGUUGAGUCUAACUGUUUACGUGCCUUUUGUGUGAGUAUCUGUCUCCUCCUUAUCGUGUUGAACAGCAGCGUGGUUCUUCACCCUCCCCUUUUGGGGAGGCUUUGGGUGCGGAGGAUUGUAAAAGUAGAUCGUGCGCCAAGUCGCGCAUAUGGCUUGGAAGAUCGUAGGUGCUCCAGCAGCCAACGGGGGCUCAGAGUUGCUGCUGCUCUCUUUGUGUUAAGUGUCAAAAAAUGUCCCUCGCUCCGCUUGAUUCCAGUUAUUCCAUCCACUUUAUUGUAGUCGCAUGAACCCUAGUUGAUAAAGUCCAAACUUUAGUAGUGCAUUUUGUUGAGGGCAUACACAUGGUGAAGGUUGUGUGUGUGGCGGGGGGUUCGCCCCGUCCCCCCAGGAAAACGCUGACGGACGCCAGCACGUUCCUCUGAGAAGCAACGGCGAAGUCUCUGCUUGGUUGUAGUUUACCAUCCGUGCGUCUUGUUGACGUGGUCAGUUCGUUGUGUACGUCUUUCAGACUAGGACUGUUGGUUUUGACAUCCAGGAUGACGCCUUUGUGGUCGAAGUGUAUGUCAUGUGUACGCGUCGUUUCAUGGUUUCUGGCGGCGUACACGGCAGAAAGCAACGCACGGCCUGCGUGCCUGCCUGGGGGGUGGUGCAAACAGGAACGGCGUGCGAAAUCGGGCUGUUCACUGUUCCUGUCCACCUACCGGUUGCUUCGAGGCACGGUCGCCUUUGACUUUGUCCUCUACCUGCCUGUACGCCGGAGGAUCAGAAUUAGACGAGAUACAUCCCUAGGUCUUGUAGGACAUGGUAUGCGUACCACGUUGUGUAUCGCCCUACAAGGCACGUCUGUGGCUUCGGAUCCCGAGAAUGUUCGUGCUAAAACUCUGCGGCUUUAAUUCGUGAGUAUUUUUCGUUCGUGCAGACCUCUACGGCGUUGGUUGUGGGGCUUUCCUUGCUAGGCUAGACUUUGUUUUUGAAUUUCAGCGCUCAAUUCUGCUGCUUUGAUUCUUGAGUACACUCGUGCUGGACUCUUUGCCUUUGAUUCCGAGGAAAAGUUUGGUGCUGAAUACGAACAGACGUACGCUUGCUGCAUACAGUCUGAGCGGAGAGAAGAGGACCGUGC
Molecule: messenger RNA, 2581 nt
Organism: Ectocarpus sp. CCAP 1310/34
Lineage: Eukaryota; Phaeophyceae; Ectocarpales; Ectocarpaceae
Source: the annotation of a GenBank genome assembly